Xylona heveae TC161 is the source of this 1459-nucleotide messenger RNA. RefSeq names its product peroxisomal membrane protein Pmp47. Bases 421 to 1398 code for a protein of 325 amino acids. The transcript has 4 exons. NCBI's taxonomy places the organism in Eukaryota, Fungi, Ascomycota, Xylonomycetes, Xylonales, Xylonaceae. Gene Ontology annotation, molecular function: NAD transmembrane transporter activity; ADP transmembrane transporter activity; FMN transmembrane transporter activity. Gene Ontology annotation, cellular component: peroxisomal membrane. The record is from RefSeq and is a predicted model, not a curated record.
CCUCGAGAAAAUCGCACAUGGGCGAAAGCCCUUUUUUGUUGCGAGGAGUGGAACAAGUAGAAGACUUAGUGUGUUGUUCUCCCCUCCAGGAAUCUUAUCCACUAGGGCGGCUCUUGCUACGGCUAAGCUGCAGUGCAUAUGCUGAUCAGCCUAGGCUAAAGCUAUGCCCAAAUGCCCGUGCUUGUGACCUUCAAAAUGAGCUUCCGAUCCUCAUUUCCCCUCCCAUCAUCCCCCUCAUCUCUUCUAGGGGUUUUAUGCGACGCCUCGGGUGAAGAUAUUGCGAAUCCAUAAUUACCAAAAUCAACUUUUUCUCCACUUCAAUUUACACAUUUUUUGAAUUGUAUCGAGUAUCACUUUGUAGAAACAUCGCUGUCUGUCUCAGCUAACGCAGCACCAACCAAUUGUACAAUUAUCAACAUUAUGUCCGUCACCAACGGUGCUGCAGACCAACAAGGGGAAAAGUCCUCUGUGUCUGCUGCUGCUGCGCAACAGAGCGACAACAUUGCCCAUGCGCUCGCAGGUGCUGGGGGCGGACUUCUGUCUAUGACUUUGACUUAUCCACUGAUUACUCUCUCUACCCGUGCUCAAGUGGAGUCAAAGCGCGCAAAGUCGACGACGCUUGAUGCGGUUCGACAAAUUGUUCGACGAGAGGGCAUCGCGGGCCUAUAUGCUGGCCUUGAUUCGGCUCUCUUUGGAAUCAGUGUGACCAAUUUUGUCUAUUAUUAUUGGUAUGAAUGGACCCGCGCUGGCUUUGAAAAAGCCGCGCUUAAGGCCGGGCGCGCCUCCAAGAAGUUGACCACCAUUGAAUCCAUCAUUGCUGGAGCGCUUGCCGGCAGUGCCACCGUUCUCAUAACGAAUCCUAUAUGGGUCGUGAAUACGCGCAUGACUGCCCGAAGCUCUUCCUCAGAAGAUCAGGCUCUGCCGGGCGCAAAGCCCAAGAAAGCCCUAUCGACUAUUGGCACUUUGCUGUCACUCAUUCGAAAUGAAGGCUUCUUAGCCCUCUUUGCCGGCGUCAUUCCUGCGCUGGUUUUGGUAAUCAAUCCAAUCCUUCAGUAUACAAUUUUCGAGCAACUGAAAAACGUCUUGGAACGACGGAAGAAGGUGACCCCCACUGAUGCCUUCUACCUUGGCGCACUUGGCAAAUUGCUGGCAACUACCAUAACAUAUCCAUACAUUACCGUCAAAAGCAGAAUGCAUGUUGCGGGCAAAGACGGACCAAAAGAAGAUAUGUCUGAAAGCCUCAAAAAGAUUAUUCGGACAGAAGGGUGGGCAGGUUUGUACAAUGGAAUCGGGCCCAAAAUCACGCAGAGCGUUAUCACUGCAGCAUUCCUUUUUGCCUUCAAGGAUGCCCUUUAUGAGAUGAGCGUCAGGGCCCGUAGGGGGCUGACUACACGAUGAUACAAUGUCGAAAAAGUAUAUACUUCAUAUAGCUCAUCAAGAACCAAUUCAAUUUGCAGAU